UCUGUCGGCAUCGUCGGCGGUGGUGUUGCGGGUCUGUACGCCGCGAUUUUACUUCGCAGAAAAGGCCACCGCGUCCACAUCUUCGAGGCUAGCAAUCGCGUAGGGGGUCGCAUCUACACCCAUCACUUCUCCCCCGAGAGGAACCAGUACUUCGAAGCAGGCGCGAUGCGUAUCCCCCAAUCCAAAUUUCAACAAAUCCUGUUCGACCUGAUCCAGUAUCUCAACUCAUACCCUGGUCUGCCAAAAGACAAGCAUAUUAACCUCAUCGACUACAUUCUGAACAGCGAGGGCAAUCUUCUGCACGUAAACGGUGAUAGUCGCGAUGGGCAGGAUGUCAAUAAUGUCACGCCCGCUGACAUCAACUGGGAUGUUCCGGAUGAAUAUAGGCACAAGACGGCUGGCUCUUUACUUCAAAGCGUCCUUGACCCGCUCGUGAAGCCGUUGUUGGACGAUUUUGACACAGGUUUCGCAAAGCUUCUUACGCUUGACGAUUUUCCCUUCCGUUUCUAUCUCAAGUCGAUCGCUCAAUGGCCUGACUCAGUCGUCGACUUCGUUGAGACCAUAUGCUCGCAGACGAAUCAGUUUGCGCUCAGUGUCGUCGAACUUGUCAUGCAAAAUAUCGAUUUCGGCACCAAGCAGUGGUUCACGAUCGACAGAGGGAUGGAUCGCUUGCCUCAGGCCAUGGCUCACAUCAUCAAAUACAAUAACAUCACGUUCGGCGCGCGCGUUACCAGUAUCCGCCCAGACAAAGACCAAAAUGACAAGAUUGUGAUCACCGCCAACGGCUACAAUGGAACCCUUCGCGCAGUCUUCGACAAAGUCAUUCUCGCCAUCCCUCCAGCUUCGCUCAAGAUGCUUGCCGAUCGCCCUCUCUGGCAUCCGCAAAAGGAGAUGGCGAUUCGUUCGAUGCAUUUCGAGUCGCUCUACAAGAUGGGUAUGCGUUUUAAGACCCGUUUUUGGGAGCGCGAGACCCCAAAGACGAAGGGUGGACAGUCGACGACGGACCUUCCUAUCAGGUGGAUCGUAUACCCGUCGAAUGGGAUUGAUGAUGAAGGCCCGGGGGUACUGUUGGUGUACGCUUGGAUGACAGAUUCCCAGACAUGGCUUCCCUUUUCCCCUUACGAGCGUCGCAGUCUCGCUCUGUAUUGCUUGAGCUUGGUCUACCCCGACUCCGGUGUAUACGAUCUGCUCAUCGAAACCUUCGAUGUUGCUUGGUCGACCCGCUCAGCGACAGGCGACGCUAUGUUCCUUCCUGGUCAGUUUAUAGCACGCUUUGAGCCUGCUCGUAAGCCAGAAGGGAGUGUCUACUUUGCCGGGGAGCAUCUGUCGCGUCAUCACACGUGGAUUGCCGGCGCCCUCGAGUCUGCCUCGUACACGGUCGGGCAGAUA
Heterobasidion irregulare TC 32-1 is the source of this 1389-nucleotide messenger RNA. RefSeq lists its product as uncharacterized. Lineage: Eukaryota; Fungi; Basidiomycota; Agaricomycetes; Russulales; Bondarzewiaceae. The transcript has a single exon. The record is from RefSeq and is a predicted model, not a curated record. Gene Ontology annotation, biological process: amino acid catabolic process. The annotation marks the transcript as partial. Gene Ontology annotation, molecular function: polyamine oxidase activity; L-amino-acid oxidase activity.